Molecule: messenger RNA, 21339 nt
Organism: Coregonus sp. 'balchen'
Lineage: Eukaryota; Metazoa; Chordata; Actinopteri; Salmoniformes; Salmonidae
Source: the annotation of a GenBank genome assembly
AUCAGUAGCCAUUUGAGGGAGCCCAUGGGAUAUCUGCUGCAAACUGUCCCAUGUUCUGUUUCUGUUGUCUGGAUCAGGCAUUUUCUACAGAUGACCACCUGAAUCCUCCUCUCUACCGUUCUCCAACUGUAUACUGCCCUGUACUGUACGCUGCCUGCCAAAAUGGACCCAGGUUAGUCUCUGUUCAUGCCCUAAGGCAUAUUUAGUCCUACAAACCAAAAUGGUAAUUUAUUAUUGUAUAAAAUGUGUGAAACAGUGUACUUUGGGAGAAAUGGGAAUUUAAAUUGAAUGAUUAGGAUUACACAGAAACAAACAACAAACAUUACAAAAUGAGAUAAGCUGUAUGCAUUGAGUUUAUUUAAAACAAAAGAAGAUGGGAUUGUAUAAAACAAUGAAUAUUCAGCAACACUUUACUUGACACCAAGCGUUAUAACACAUUAUGACACGGUCAUAACCAUGUCAUAAUAUGUCUCAACAGCUGACAGAACUUGUCAUAACCUGUUAUAAUAUGGUCAUAACACUGUCAUGGCACAUAUAUUUAGACCUGUUGUGACAUAUAUUGCAUUAUUUUAUGGUUGGUUAUGACACAUACAUAUGACUGUAAAAACCCACAAAACCUACCACGGUAGUUAUUUUAUGGCUGGUUAUGACACCUACAUAAGAGUGUCAAAACCCACAAAACAUUCCAUUACACCAUAGCCUACAUGUCAACAGUAUGUUUAUGUUGUAUAUAUAUAUAUAUUUUUUUUUUUUAAUUGACCAUAUUAAAUGAUCACUGUAAUUGCACACAUUGAUGUCAGACAUGCACCUACCCCAAUGCUCUGUUGCUGAUGACUGGGAUGAAUGCAGGAGCAGAUUUCAGGAGCAGGACAAGACACCCUCUUUUUGACUGAUGACUGAUAUAAGGGCAUGUAUGUGAUAGGCCUAUCUGGCUUAUAUGAUUAUGAUGUCAUAAUGCUUCUUGACAGUGUCAUAAAGUGUAUUUUCUUAGUUCAAGUAAAGUGACACAGGAUGGUCAUAAUGCUUCUUGACAGUGUCAUAAAGUGUAUUUUCUUAGUUCAAGUAAAGUGACACAGGAUGGUCAUAAUGCUUCUUGACAGUGUCAUAAAGUGUAUUUUCUACAAGUUAUUUAAAAUAUGAUGAAAAAAACAUGACUGAUUACAACAACAACAAUAGAUUUAAGAAACAACAUUUUAAGUGAAAAGAAACUUCUUGGCAGAGAAAAAACUAAUUUGAAUAAAUGUGGGUUUUGACACUCUUAUGUGGGUGUCAUAAUCAGCCAUAAAAUAAUGCAAUUAAUGUCACAACAGGUGUAAAUAUAUGGGUCAUGACAAUGUUAUGAAGAGAAAUUAGGUUGCUGUUAUUGCUCUAUUUAACCUGCAGAAUGUUCAGUGAUGCACAGGUCCAUUAUACAUUAUUUGACCCAUCUACAAGUACAAAUUGAUUCUACAGGAUCUCAGUUGGUUUUAAAUCUACAAAUCUAUCUUUGUGGGCCGAAGUCUAAACCCUCUCUCUCCUAGGCAUGCAACACUAGAGCAGCCUGGAUGCCUUGGCUGGGGCUCUGCCCUGCUGUUUGUUCUGUGGUCUCAGUCAGUCGGCAAGCUCCUCCCCCCCGAGCAGAAACUCAAUAAGCCAUGACAAACCACACCGGCAGCUGGAGAGUGACACUGAAUAACCACACUCAUUUUGCCUGAUCCUUUUAGUUAAUCAGAUACACUGUUUUCCACUGUAGAACCCAAAGUGGGUCAGUCAACUUUCCCAGAGAAACUUGUGAGAGUUCCUCUAUUUACUUAUUACAGAUCACAUUACCAUUUCCUUUAAAAUAAGUCAUUCAUGAAUAAAGUUAGUAAUGUAUUCAUGGCUACAUAAUCGCUGUAGAUAACCAACUUUCAGUCAUGUUUUUCAUUGCCAGUUGACUAAGAAUUACAGUCAGCCGUCAUCAUAUCUAUCCUUCCUCUUUCUACUCAUUAGUCAUUCAACCAUCCGGCCCUGAGAGCCAGGCCAUGUCCAGUGGGAGGACAGCAGUGCAGGAGGGAAACUCAGGAACCCAAGACCAUGUUGGACGUACAAGUUUACCUGUCCAAACCACCCAUCUGUCAUCCAUCAGUGACAGUGUCCACACUGUCUGUCCUCCAGUGCCUAAGGCAGACAGUACUUUUGCUGCCUGUCCGCCAUACAGAGCUCACAGUGACAGUGAUGGGAGGUUAACCAGGGAGGAGCUGCUAGGCCAGACUGACCUAGCAGGAGGGACGCCCUCGACUGUGUGUCAACCACAGAUCUCCUUGGUCCAACCAGACAUGACAGCAUCUACCCCAUCAGAGGAGCCCCCACCCUACAGCCCACCUGACCCCAAGAUGGCCUACAUUAUUUACCCUCCACAACCACCUCACUACCCAGGACCCCCUGUCAUAGCCUGCCAGCCAGGACCCAACCAGCCAGCCUUCUACCAGGCCCAGUUCAUGCCUUCACCCAGCUACCCUCCCUACACCAUAGUAAGAGAGUAUCAGAGUAUCAGUAUAGAGCAACAAAAAAAAACAAGUGUAAAUGUGCUGUCAAACACACAUACUUUUUCAUGUGGUGGUGGUGGUGGUGGUGGUGGAAGGGGGGAAAUUUAUUAGAUAUACAGUAAGUUUAUAACAGAUUUGCACAUUAAAUUACUCCUCAUAGCUUUAUUGAAUCACAGGACAUGAUUCACGUACGGUUCAAAAAUGUAUUCCCUUAUGGCCACGCGAGACUACUUCCGGAUUUAACAAUAGAUCUAAAUAUUUUCCUGUGUUGUAAUGAAAGUAAUGUGCUUGGAUCGACAGUGUGCCAUUUCUAUUUUAAAUCUCGAUUCAAAAUCAAGAAUGUCCACUAUUUUAAUGGGUUAUUGUGUCCAUGCAUGUUUGCCUCUGUUGUGUUUCAGUACAUGAACGGCCCUCCACUGGGGGAUGAGCGGCCUCCCCUGCCCAAGGACUACAUGGUGGAGUCCCUGCUGGUCACCAUCUUCUGCUGCCUCAUGAGUGGCCUCAUUGCCCUUAUGUAUUCAUAUGAGGUAACUCAAGUACACUAUAUCCUUAGUGCACUAACAAAGGCCUGGCUGUGAAAUGAAUUAAGGCAGAGAGUGGGCAUGAGUUUCAGUGUAGGUGUAGUAGAAUCCUAAGAAUGCAGUGAUACUAUCAAGGCCUUCCUUACGCCAAUGAUGACAUAACAAGAUGUCUGAUUCAGUAGAAGGAAAGUUAUGGAAAGUUCAAUUCUUUUGAUUUUCAAUUGUACCCUAUCAGACAUCUUCAAACAAUGCAUAUGCCUGUUGGCUACAGACCAUGUCCUGACUGAGCUGGUUGUGUCUCCCCUCUGCUCUAGACCCGUGCUGCUCUGGCCAGAGGGGACAUGAGGGAGGCAGAGAGGGCUUCCCAGAAGGCCCGUCUGCUGGUGCUGUUCAGCCUAAUGUUUGGGGUGUUUGUUUGUGUGGGCUGGAUCAUAUAUGUAGUGAUAUCUCUCUGUGCAUAGCCGACACGGUAAGGCCCUGCCUCCACUUUCGAUUUGCACCUGAUACACAUCUACUCAUUUAUAUUUUAGUCAUUUAGCAUACGCUCUUAUGCAGAGUGACUUCCAGUUAUUGCAUUCAUCUUAAGAUAGCUAGGUGGGACAACAACAUACACUACAUGACCAAAAGUAUGUGGACACCUGCUCUUCGAACAUCUCAUUCCAAGAUAAUGGACAUUAAUAUGGAGUUGGUCCCCCCUUUCCUGCUAUAGCAACCGCCACUCUUCUGAGAAGGCUUUCCAAUAGAUGUUGGAACGUUGCUGCAGGGACUUACUUCCAUUCAGCCACAAGAGCAUUAGUGAGGUUGGGCACUGAUGUUGGGCGAUUAGGCCUGGCUCGCAGUUGGCAUUCAAAUUCAUUCCAAAGGUAUUCAAUGGAUUUGAGGUCAAUGCUUUGUGCAGGCCAGUCAAGUUCUUCCACACCGAUCUCGACACACCAUUUCUGUAUGGACCUUGCUUUGUGCACGAGGGCAUUGUCAUGCUGAAACAGGAAAUGGCCUUCCCCAAACUGUUGCCACAAAGUUGGAAGCACAGAAUCGUCUAGAAUGUCAUUGUAUGCUGUAGCGUUAAGAUUUCCCUUCACUGGAAAUAAGGGGCCUAGCCCGAAUCAUGAAAAACAGCCCCAGACCAUUAUUCCUCCUCCACCAAACUUUACAGUUGGCACUAUGCAUUGGGGCAGGUAGCGUUCUCCUGACAUCCGCCAAACCCAGAUUCAUCCGUCGGACUGCCAGAUGGUGAAGCGUUGUUCAUCACUCCAGAGAACACGUUUUCACUGCUCCAGAGUCCAAUGGCGGCGAGCUUUACACCACUCCAGCCGACGCUUGGCAUUGAGCAUGGUGAUCUUAGGCUUGUGUGCGGCUGCUUGGCUCACGACGAAUAGUUAUUGUGCUGACGUUGCUUCCAGAGGCAGUUUGGAACUCGGUAGUGUGUGUUGCAAGACGUGACCGGGGCAGCUCUAGCAGGGCAGAAAUUUGACGAACUCACUUGCUGGAAAGGUGGCAUCCUUUGACGGUGCAACGUUGAAAGUCACUGAGCUCUUUAGUAAGGCCAUUCUACUGCCACUGUUUGUCUAUGGAGAUUGCAUGGCUAUGUGCUCGAUUUUAUAAAUCUGUCAGCAACGGGUGUGGCUGAAAUAGCCGAAUCCACUAUUUUGAAGGGGUGUCCACAUACUUUUGUAUAUAUAGUGUAUCUCAGUUAUAAUAAGUAUAUCUUUCCUCAAUAAAGUUGCUAUCAGCAAAUUCAGUAAGGGGGGAAAAGUCAAUUGCGAGUGUUAGUUCACAAAAGGCUUUUUUUUUUACUCAGGUUGGGGUGUAGGGUUUGAGCAUAGUCUGAAGGUAGGGAAGGGCAAUUCCUCUUGCUGCUCCGCAGGCAAGUACCAUGGUGUUGUAGUGGAUGCGAGCUUCGACUGGAAGCCAGUGGAGUGUGCGGAGGAGCGGGGUGACAUGGGAGAACUUGGGAAGGUUGAACACCAGGCGGGCUGCAGCGUUCUGGAUAUGUUGCAGGGGUUUGAUGGCACAAGCUGGGAGCCCAGCCAACAGCGAGCUGCAGUAUUCCAGACGGCAGAUGACAAGUGCCUGGAUUCCUGUGUGAGGUAGGGUCGUACUCUGCGGAUGUUGUAGAGCAUGAACCUGCAGGAGCGAGUCACUGCUCUGAUGUUUGCAGAGAACGACAGGGUGUUGUCCAGGGUCACACCAAGUUUCUUUGCACUCUGGGAGGGGGACACCGAUGAGUUGUCAAUCGUGAUGGAGAGGUCUUGGAGCAGGCAUGCCUUCCCCGGGAGGAAGAGCAGCUCCGUCUUGCUGAGGUUGAGCUUGAGGUGUUUGGCCAACAUUCAAGCUGAGAUAUCUGCCAAGCAUGCAGAGAUGCAUGUCACCAAAUGGGUGUCAGAAGGUGGGAAGGAGAAAAGUAGUUUAAGGUCAUCCACAUAGCAAUGAUAGGAGAGACCAUGUGAGGAUAUGAGGGAGCCGAGUGACUUGGUGUAUAGAGCGAAAAGGAGAGGGCCUAGAACCGAGCCCUAGGGGACGCCAGUAGUGAGAGUACGUGGUGCACCCUCUAGAAUGUACAGGCACUAUAGAUAAACAUAACUGUAAUGACAUUUCAAAUAUACAUAAACAUGUACGUAUAUUCCCCGAUUUGCUGGACAAAUGACCUAUAGCACUUAUUUUAAAUGCGGUUUGAAGCUAUUUUUUUCUUUGUUUAUUUGAAAUGAAAUCAUAAUUUUAAUGCCAAGCAUGCCAGAUAAAAUACUUUAUACGCAUGAACAUGUCGAUGCCGUACUCAUAAAACGAUUAGAAAUAGGAGAGUAUGUUGUGUCAAACAGUGAAUUACCAGUAUGCCGGCCCAGACGGCAUCCCAAGCUGCAUCCUCGGAGCAGUGUUUAAAGACAUAUUCAACCUCGUGCCUAUCUCAGUCUGUUUUCCCCACUUCCUUCAAGAUGUCCACCAUUGUUCCUGUACCCAAGAAAGCUAAGGUAACUGAACCAAAUGACUAUCGCCCCGUAGCACUCACCUCUGUCAUCAUGAAGUGCUUUGAGAGGCUAGUUAAGGAUCAUAUCACCUCCAACUUACCUGACUCCUUAGACCCACUAUGAUUUGCAUACCGCCCCAACAGAUCCACGGACGACACAAUCGCCGUCGCACUGCACUCCGCCCUAUCCCACCUGGACAAGAGGAAUGACUAUGUGAGAAUGCUGUUCAUCGACUAGAGCUCAGCUUUCAACACCAUAGUGCCCUCCAAGCUCAUCACUAAGCUAAGGACCCUGGGUCUGAACUCCCACUAAAACUGGAUCCUGGACUUCCUGACAGGCUGACCCCAGGUGGUGAGGUUAGGCAACAACACCUCUUCCACACUGAUCCUCAAGAAGGGGCUCCCCAGGGGUGUGUGCCCAGCCCCCUCCUGUACUCCCUGUACACCCAUGACUGUGUGGCAUAUAUUAUAUUGUUUACUAACUGUGUAUGUAUACUGUAUUCUCAACAUAGCUCAUCCUAAUAUACCUACUACUGUACAUACAAUUAUUUCCAAGUUAUAUACUGUCUAUACACACCACUUAUUUAUAUUCUGGAUUCUGACACUGCUCACUCUAAUAUAUCUACUUGGAUUGUUAAUUGGACUCAUUCUGACAUUUCUUGAUUUCUUAUUUAGAUCUUUUGAUUAUUUGUGUAUUUGCUAGACAUUCUACUGCACUGUUGGAGCUAGUAACAUAAGCAUUUCGCUGCACCUGCUAUAACACCUGCAAAUCUGUGUAAGCGACCAAUAAACUUUUAUUUGAUGUGUUACAGGAUGUUGGACAUAAAGUUAAAUCUUACAUAAAGAAGAGAAUGAUUACAUUCGAUCUGACUGACUGCUACACCAGAAUAUUAGCUUAAGAACAACUUGAGCUGACGACCACAUAACCGGAUUGUGUCCAAAUAAAGCAUACUUUUUUAUUACAUCCUACAUAUUUUCAUUCACUCAGCAUGGCUUGUAAACAGGCAAUAAAUACAUUGACAGUAAAGGCAGAAAAGGGUCAAAACAAGACAUGCCAAAACAGUCACAGCAGCAAUGGUACAAACCAGGUUUGGGCUCAGAAUUGCAUGCAUGUGUAUACUUGUGUUUGCUUUGGUACUAAUAAGGUCUGAGCAAUAAAUAUACAGCCAUUAAAACUUUGGAUUACAAUUUUUUAAAAGAGGCUUUGCAGUGGACAGAGUAGUCUGACCAACUCCUGCCAGUAUCACAUAACAUGCAGCAGCCUAGGUCCUGUCUGAAGCCACUGAGAUCACAGAAAGACAACUGAAGGAACAGUAACAUGUUUAAGAAACAGAAGAGCAAAAGAGCAAACUAAAAAAGGGACACAAAUGGGAAUUUUGCUCACCACAGAUACUUAAAUGAUAACAAGUUAUAGUCUUGCAUGCCAAAAUGUAUGUUCUAUGUUAGAUCUGGCUUUUCUUCUUCAAAAGAAGUGUCCAAGCAAACAGGAGAGUGUGGACAUUGUGGUGUGUACAAUACAUUCUAUUACUUAUAGCAGAUGGAAACAGCUCUCUCCCAUCAUUGUAAGGCAGUUAGUAAACGACUAGGAGUGCUUCAAAUCUUCGCUGUGAGAGUGAGUACAUUUCCAGUUAGUCACUAAGCAGGGCAUACGGCCAUGAAAUGUUUCAGUGCCAGGUAGUGGUAGAGCUGUGCAGGGAAAUGCCAUAGGAAUGUGGACUAACCAGAGGUGCACAGGGUGUAUGGAAUAUGUUUUAGACGUACAGUACCCUAAUAGUAUUUGGAAUGGAAAAGAUUGGUGCAUUGGUGCAUGCAUUGGUGCAUAUAGUUUAAACAGGUGCUACUGAGUGGGUAGGCUAUGACGCUAGUAAGAAGCUUCACACCUGCUUUAGGUCACCUAAAAUAAAAUCAAAAAGUCUGAAUAAUACAGGGGAUUUCAGUAUGUACUGAUCUGCUAUCUUAAUUUGACCACUCUGUUGUCGCAGAGAAUUUUCCAGCGCAGCAGGAAAUGCAAAUUGUAGUGUAUUCAAGGUUUAAAAGGCUUCUAAAGUUUGUAAUUUCCAUUUUAAAAUGCCAGACUUGAUUUGCCCUAUUGAAAAAAUUUAUCAGCCCCUACAAAAAUGUCCCUUAACUAUAAUCCACAUAAUCAUUUACAUUUCUUGUUGCUGCAGGAUAAUUUUCCUGCGGUGAGAAGCAGGGUGAAAUUAAGAUAAUCUGUAAACGUCUUACACUUCAGAAUUUUCUGCCAAGUUGUCAUGGUAACCAUUCAUCCAUAUUCAAUGUAGUGCAUUUGGCUUCAUAAUCACCAAUGAUUUCAUGCAGUCCUCGUGCGUAAAGAAUGUACAGUGGGUGUGUUUGCUUGUUUGAAUUUGUCGAUGUCUGCAUGUUUGAAGGCAUGUGAGUGCAAUUUUGUGUGUGUGUGUUUGUGUGUGUGUCUGUCUGUCCAUGUAUUUCUUUGAGUGUAGUUUCUUUAGCUGAGCAGCUCCAGGUAUGUGACAGGCACUUUCCCUUUCUGGUUCCCUCUCUCUCCAACAAGCCAGUCAGAGUCCAUGCCUGGCACUGUGUAAACUGUGAUUAGCUGGGAAAAGACAAAAUAACAUACAGUAGUGUAUUAAUAGUGCUUCAGCAGUGUUAAUACAAUGCAACUGUACAUGAGCCAGCAACCAGUCCACAUAUUCUAGCCUUUCACGGACACACCUGAUUAAACUAAUCACUGGUGUGCAGAAAGAAAGGAUUGUGUGCUCACCUCGUCAGCCAGUAGGGAGAGCUCACUGGUGUCGGCAGCGUCGUAGUCGUACAGGACCUUGGCCUUGCGUGUGCCCGUGGCAGGAGCCUGUACCUCUUCGAUUUUCAGUGUGUCUGUCUCCACAGCGCUGGCAGUGUCCAGGGGUAGGGUGGCAUUCCCCUGGGGAGAGGAGCCACCGGAGGCCAUGGAGAGGCCCGGGUUACCAGCAAACGCGUUGGGAAACCUGCAGAGGUUUAGGGAGAGAAGACAGUCGUAAGGUACACAGCACAUUCCCUAAGGAAUAAUAAGACUUCAUGUUUGAUUUAGAAAAACGGUGAACAUAAAUAUGUUGAGUAAAGGUGACUUCAACUGUAAUCGUCAUCAAAUGUUACUUACACAUCUCCAUUGGAACUGAAAGCAUAAGAGAUAACAGUGGAGACGGUCAUUGAUAAACAGCUUGCAGCAAAUGAAAGCCAGCCAUAGACACCCCAGCUAAGUGUGCCCAAUAUAAAUGCUCUGCAUCUACCCAGAGCCAGUCCUCACCUGCCCAGCUCUUUCUGCAGGUCUUGCAUGUGCAGGUAACACUGCUUGUAAUAGGCUGUCUGCGCCUCCACAAACUCAUGCAGGCAGCGCAGGUGGUUCACCUACAGACAACAUAUCCAAAACACAGACAAGACAACCUCAACAUACCCUGUGACCACCAUGUUAAAACAGCAUAAUACAUGGUAAACAGUGCAUAUGCUAAAGAGAAUGGUUUUGUGUAGUGGUCAUGUUUGUCCACUCCACAUGUGUGACAUCAUGACUCACGUGUGUACUGCUGAUGCCCUCCAGCAGGAGCCGUGUGACCUCUGCCUGUCUGUCAAACUCUGUCUGGGCCACUCGAAGUUCAUGCGCUGCCUACAGAACAACAAAAACACAGAACGAGAUAUCAUGUAAUUAUGGCUGUGGCGGUUACGAAAUUUCGUCAGCCGGUGAUUGUCGAGCAAAUAACUGUCGGUCUCACCGUAAUUGACGUUAAUUAACAUAAACACAUUUAGCAUCUCCUGGCUUCCACACAUAGCCUACAAGCCACUGAUGCAGACCUUUGAAACAUCUACAUUUUAAAAAGUAUAAUAAAUCCAUGUUACAGUGAGGGAAAAAAGUAUUUGAUCGCCUGCUGAUUUUGUACGUUUGCCCACUGACAAAGACAUGAUCAGUCUAUAAUUUUAAUGGUAGGUUUAUUUGAACAGUGAGAGACAGAAUAACAACAAAAAAAUCCAGAAAAACGCAUGUCAAAAAUGUUAUAAAUUGAUUUGCAUUUUAAUGAGGGAAAUAAGUAUUUGACCCCUCUGCAAAACAUUACUUAGUACUUGGUGGCAAAACCCUUGUUGGCAAUCACAGAGGUCAGACAUUUCUUGUAGUUGGCCACCAGGUUUGCACACAUCUCAGGAGGGAUUUUGUUCCACUCCUCUUUGCAGAUCUUCUCCAAGUCAUUAAGGUUUCGAGGCUGACGUUUGGCAACUCGAACCUUCAGCUCCCUCCACAGAUUUUCUAUGGGAUUAAGGUCUGGAGACUGGCUAGGCCACUCCAGGACCUUAAUGUGCUUCUUAUUGAGCCACUCCUAUGUUGCCUAGGCCGUGUGUUUUGGGUCAUUGUCAUGCUGGAAUACCCAUCCACGACCCAUUUUCAAUGCCCUGGCUGAGGGAAGGAGGUUCUCACCCAAGAUUUAAUGGUACAUGGCCCCGUCCAUCGUCCCUUUGAUGCGGUGAAGUUGUCCUGUCCCCUUAGCAGAAAAACACCCCCAAAGCAUAAUGUUUCUACCUCCAUGUUUGACGGUGGGGAUGGUUUUCUUGGGGUCAUAGGCAGCAUUCCUCCUCCAAACACGGCGAGUUGAGUUGAUGCCAAAGAGCUCGAUUUUGGUCUCAUCUGACCACAACACUGUCAUCCAGUUCUCCUCUAAAUCAUUCAGAUGUUCAUUGGCAAACUUCAGACGGGCCUGUAUAUGUGCUUUCUUGAGCAGGGGGACCUUGCAGGCGCUGCAGGAUUUCAGUCCUUCACGGCGUAGUGUGUUCCCAAUUGUUUUCUUGGUGACUAUGGUCCCAGCUGCCUUUAGAUCAUUGACAAGAUCCUCCCGUGUAGUUCUGGGCUGAUUCCUCACCGUUCUCAUGAUCAUUGCAACUCCAUGAGGUGAGAUCUUGCAUGGAGCCCCAGGCCGAGGGAGAUUUACAGUUAUUUUGUGUUUCUUCCAUUUGCGAAUAAUCGCACCAACUGUUGUCACCUUCUCACCAAGCUGCUUGGUGAUGGUCUUGUAGCCCAUUCCAGCCUUGUGUAGGUCUACAAUCUUGUCCCUGAUAUCCUUGGAGAGCUCUUUGGUGUUGGCCUGGUGGAGAGUUUGGAAUCUGAUUGAUUGAUUGCUUCUGUGGACAGGUGUCUUUUAUACAGGUAACAAACUGAGAUUAGGAGCACUCCCUUUAAGAGUGUGCUCCUAAUCUCAGCUCGUUACCUGUAUAAAAAGACACCUGGGAGCCAGAAAUCUUUCUGAUUGAGAGGGGGUCAAAUACUUAUUUCCCUAAUUAAAAUGCAAAACUAUUUAUAACAUUUUUGACAUGAGUCUUUCUAGAUGUUUUGUUGUUAUUCUGUCUCUCACUGUUCAAAUAAACCUACCAUUAAAAUUAUAGACUGAUCAUUUCUUUGUCAGUGGGCAAACGUACAAAAUCAGCAGGGGAUCAAAAACGUUUUUCCCUCAAUAGCCUACACCUUCACAAUAAAUCCAUUAUUUAUUUUAUACAUGUCUAAAGAAGCAAGAUAUGAAGAAAAUGUAGUCUAUUUCAGAAGAACAAAAUAGCAUACUAUGAGUUGUCCUUAUGUUAGGUCCUGAUCUGGCUAUGCCAAAUGACUGUGGGCUACACUGGUUUAUUUAGCAGACAAGAUUUGCAUUAUUUUAUAGUAUGUAGAAUACAAUUGAACAAAGCUGAAUAAAAUAUAAAUGAUAUUUUCUCCAAAUGACUUGAGUGCGCACAUGUGGCUAUUCUUGUGUUGAGCGGUUAACAAAGAAAUAGGUAUUCCUUUAUGCUUAAAGUUAUUUAUGUAACUUCAGGUGUUCUACAAACGUUGGGCUAUAUGUUUAGAUUUUUUAUAAAUUAGGCAACUCUAAUGAUGAUUUGAAAAAAGUUGCUUGAAAGGCAUGAGCUCUGCAGUUUUUUUGCGCAGGCUGUACACACUUUAUCAGUCUCUCGUUCAGAAUUUGACAAGCACUUGAUAAUGCCUUGAAUUUCACGGCGGCAUCCCCUUUGUGUGGCCGUAAUGCACCCUAAACAAAAUCCAUGCCUUUUGCGGCCAGUGGCCGUUGUGCCCUUGGCCCGGAGUGCUGCGAACUCCGAAGCACCUCUCAUUCACAUGGCUCUCCAUCACGUGAUCGGGUCUUUCUCACAGGCUACAAGUGAAGACAGACACAUCGGGGACGCAACUGCGCAUGUCCUUAUCCAAUUCCAAGGUGCAUAUUGAAGAUAUUGGAAGAACUGUCCACAUUUACUUUUCGUCAGCCAACAAGAUGAGUAGGCCUAACGAACAGCAAAAGCACUAGCCUAUGUCAAUCUACUAUCCCCCAUAGUACAAAAGUUGACCUAUUCUAUGCGAGAAAUAAAUAUUCCAAACAUAGUCUGGGACAGUUGUGGGAUGCGAUAGAUCCCAAAUUAAUUUUUACGCAAUGUGGCUGACACAACAGAUCAGAAUGUUUAGCUUUAAAUGUUGAUAAACUAUUAGGCUAUUUCUUCACAUUAUAAGUGCAGCAAAGCGCACAGGUGCAUUUUUAUGGUGGAAAUUAUCUUCCCUAAACUUGAAACUCACACGCUGCUUAUUUUUAUUUAUGUUAUUUUAUUUUACCUUUAUUUAACUAGGCAAGUCAGUUAAGAACAAAUUCUUAUUUACAAUGACGGUCUACACCGGCCAAACCCGGACGAUGCUGGGCCAAUUGUGCGCCGCCAUAUGGGACUCCCAAUCACGGCCGGUUGUGAUACAGCCUGGAAUCGAACCAGGGGGUCUGUAGUGACGCCUCAAGCACCGAGAUGCAGUGCCUUAGACCACUCUGGAGUUUAUGUAUGCCAGUUAGGCUUAACACCCCUGUAAAGCGGAUUAAUGUGCUUAAUUUUAAGAAGUUAUUUGGCCGCUUUAGUUGUGAUACAAUCCUUAUUAAAACAUAUAGGCCUAUGGGCUAGGCUACAUGAGGUGUGCGACUAUGAUUUUAAAAAGUUGCAAUAAAAGGCAUUGUUUCUUGCCUUGUGCUGGGCAUCAUUCACAAAUGAUAAUAUAUCAUUCAUAAGUGAUAGGCUAAUAUUGUCACCCAUCAGACUAUUCUUGAUUUAAUCUAAAUAAUAUAUGUGUGAAAUUUGUUUUCAUUUAGAAUGGACCUCUGUAGCUCAAUUGGUAGAGCAUGGCACUUGUAACGCCAGGGUAGUGGGUUCGAACCCAGGGACCACCCAUACAUGAAAAUGUAUGCACACAUGACUGUAAGUUGCUUUGGUUAAAAGCGUCUGCUAAAUGGCAUAUUAUAUUAUUAUAUUAUCAUGCACCCGUCUCGAAACAGGGGCAGUGGGAAAAAAUACAUGUAAUCUAUGCACUUAAAUAGCAAAUGGAGGACGAUUUUCCCAUGGUUCAUUUUCAUGCCAGCCAGGUAGGCUAUACUCCUGUUGUAAAGAUAAGCAAUGUGCUUAAUAUUAGGAAAGUUGAGAAAUAAAUAUAGUAGGCCUAGCCUAUAGAAAGCUGAUGGGAUCUCGUGCAAUUGCAUAGACUAUAGAAAUGUUGCGCAACAUGAACUCAUGGGCUCUCAUGAAGCGUUUCAUUAGAAUUUCGAUUACAUUUGCAUUGAUGUCAGAGUGAUUAGAGGGACAACAGAGUGCUGAGUAACAGCCAGUUAUCAAGUUUGUUAUGCUACUAAUGACGAUCAGCAGCAUCAGAGCUUGGAGAAGCCUAAUUACCGUGACCAAACGGUCACGUUCAAUUUGACUGCCUUCAUGACUCGUGACCGCUGGUGUGGCGGUAACACCUACAUGUAAUAUUACAUCACCCCAUUGUCCUUUAUCAGCUGUUUUGUUUUUGUGUCCACCUGUGUGAACUCUGGGGGUGAUAACUUGUGGAAAGAGACACUAUCUAGAAACAAAGAUAAAAAGUAAAUAAAUAAUUUAUUUAGACAGUACGUGAGGAUGGUGUCCAAACAUGUCAUACUCACUUUGUCCACCUCCUCACUCCAGAGCUGAAAAGCCACAGCACAACAAGAGAGGGGAGAGAGAGACACAUUCUGAUGACAUCACAGGGGAGACACACACAUUCUUAGAUUGGAUUGAGACUGAUGACAUGACAGUUAAGAAACAUACGUUUUCAACCCAAGAGUGCAUUCAGAACAGCAGCUUUUGCCAAAUAUUCUGGUACUGUGUUCAGAGUACAUUUUAUCUGGAUAAUUUGAAGUGAAACACCUGUGAAGAUAUUUACACUACUUUUGUGGGUGUGUCCGAAAAGUGUCACAUAGAUAGAUAAUGGACUACCGUAAAACUAUGCCGAAAGCAAUCUGGUGAUGUUAAUAAAUAUGUCUCAUGGUGUGUCUUGUAUACAACCCUGGUUGUCAUGGGUGACAACACAAAGACAGACAUGAUUAACAUUAUAGUGACUUAUACUCCAAGACGAUAUUCACGUCAUAAGAAGGACCACGCCCACAAAUAGGGGAAAACAAACAUUAUUUUCCAAUGACCCCAUUGUAAAAGAGCCAACUUUGUCAUAUCUGUAUCUGUGUAGAGAAUAUCUUGCGAGUUUACGUGAAUGGUUCGCUACACAGAUCUCUGUCUGUGUAGUGAACAAUUCAUGAAAGCUUGUUAGAUCAGGGUGGCUCGCGAGGCAACCCCAGGACCAGGAUUGGGAAACACUGCUCUAGGACCUCUAGGGGGAGCUGCACUCUCAACAGUAGGCUGUAGUCUCUAUCUGCCUGCAACAUGACGCAUGUGUACACUGAGUGUAUGGAGAGGCUGCUCGAGGGUAUGAGCACACUGAGGGUCAGUGAGAGUAGGCUACAUGUACAGUGUUAGUGUAGAGUGGACUGGCUGUUUAAGCUCCUUACCGCAGAUGCACUGGCAGAGAGGACAUAAUUCCUGGGUCUGGUCUCCUGAAAAUCAGGCACAGCCUACAGACAUGGCAGAGGAGUUUACACAUACAGUAUGGUGUGCACCAAACCAAAGAAACAAAUCAACAAACAAAACAAAAAAAUUAAGAAUGUCAUGUGACAGGAAAGCACACAUAGCAAAAACGAAACCCUUUGUUCUUUGCUUGCUGAUAUACAGAGACAAGUCUGAGACCGGUCCAAAUAUCUUUCAACACCUGCAUAUCUCCUGGGGAGUCCCAAGCCACGUUAGACUAGAAUGUUAAUGGUUAUGCAGCAUGUGUAAAUAAACACAGCAGGAUGUGAGAUCAUUAUCUGUACACAGCCUGUCAUGUGUCAUAGCCCAUAAAGGAAGCCAACCUUCAACCAUCAUGUCAUUCACCAUCAGUAUACCUGGACAAUAGUUCCUGUCUUCACAGAGGCUAAGCUAUAAUAUAAUGGAGUAUAGAGGAACUGGAACUGUGAAUGCUAUAUCUGGGUGAUGAGUUGUUGGUUUGAUCUUUAAUGUAUAUUUUAUGUAAAUGUAUGAGUAUGUGGAAAAUCCCAAAGUAAAUAAAGUAUCAAAAGACAAAUGUUUUGCAGGAAAGAAAUACACUACAUGACCAAAAGUAUGUGGACACCUGUUCGUCGAACAUCUCAUUCCAAAAUCAUGGGCAUUAAUAUGGAGUUGGUCCCAUUCAGCCACAAGAGCAUUAGUGAGGUCGGGCACUGAUGUCGGGCGAUUAGGCCUGGCUCGCAUUCGGCGUUUCAAUUCAUCCCAAAGGUAUUUGAUGGGGUUGAAGUCCGGGCUCUGUGCAGGCCAGUGAAGUUCUUCCACACCUAUCUCGACAAACCAUUUCUGUAUGGACCUCGCUUUGUGCACAGGGGCAUUGUCAUGCUGAAACAGGAAAGGGCCUUCCCCAAACUGUUGCCACAAAGUUGGAAGCACAGAAUCGUCUAGAAUGUCAAUGUAUUCUGUAGUGUUAAGAUUUCCCUUCACUGGAACUAAGAGGCCUAGCCCGAACAAUGAAAAACAACCCCAGACCAUUAUUCCUCCUCCACCAAACUUUACAGUCGGGCUGGUAGCGUCCUCCUGACAUCCGCCAAACCCAGAUUCGUCCGUCGGACUGCCAGAUGGUGAAGUGUGAUUCAUCACUCCAGAGAACGCAUUUCCACUGCUCUAGAGUCUAAUGGCGGUGAGCUUUACACCACUCCAGCCGAUGGUUGGCAUUGCGCAUGGUGAUCUUAGGCUUGUGUGCGGCUGCUCGGCCAUGGAAACUCAUUUCAUGAAGCUCCUGACGAACGGUUCUUGUGCUGAUGUUGCUUCUAGAGGCAGUUUGGAACUCGGUAGUGAGUGUGGCAAACAGAGGACAGACGAUUUUUACGCGCUACAACACUCAGCGGUCCCGUUCUGUGAGCUUGUGUGGCCUACCACUUCGCGGCUGAGCUGUUGUUGCUCCUAGAAGAUUCCACUUCACAAUAACAGCACUUACAGUUGACUGAGGCAGCUCUAGCAGGGCAGAAAUUUGACGAGCUGACUUGUUGUAAAGGUGGCACCCUAUAACGGUGCCACUAAGCUCUUCAGUAAGGCCAUUCUACUGCCAAUGUUUGUCUAUGGAGAUUGCAUGGCUGUGUGCUCAAUUUUGUACACGUGUCAGCAACGGUUGUGGCUGAAAUAGCCAAAUCCACUAAUUUGAAGGGGUGUCCACAUACUUUUGUAUAUAUAGUGUAAGUAGGCUAAACAAACAAAUACAUAUUUCAAAAAUAGCAUGCCUUCAUGUGGCAAUUACCAUGCAUACAGGUUUCAAAUAUCUGAUUUGAUAUUAGUCUACAACUGAAAGAAAAUGUAUUUCCUCUGUAUAUCUGUUUAUUUACUCAUGUUAUUACAGAAAAACAACUACUCAAAUGGCUAAUACAAUGGCUUAUCAAAUCAGAUCUUUGAGCUGAAGGAAAAACUCAGCCAAAAAUCUAAACAUUUCAAAUGCUCUGAGUGGGAGCAGGGAAUGUGAGGUGAAGCUAGACAUUCACUGGUCAUGGUAUAAUAGCGCAAGCAUGUUAGCAAUCAGGACUCUCAACCCCAGUCAUCUGCACUCACAUGGGACAGGGCCUCUCCUCUCACUACUGGUCUCAAAUAGGCCUUUGUGAUUUAAUGAGGGGAUAGAUUUGGAAAUUGGAUGCAGUUUGUCACUUUGGAACCAUAAACUAGUCCAAUUUAAAGGCAUUUUCCAAAUACUUUUGUGUACUACUCAGUUUUGUUGACUCUAGGGUCAUAUAUGGGUUUGCUCCAGUGUACCAUGCCACAAGUUAAUUUCAUUCACUUUCAAGACAACUCUAGUCUGUUUUUGUUUUUUUCCUCUCUUGGCUUCUCAUUGAGCAAUGCUUGGAAAACAAACAUGGAUUCAACUGGAUUUCAUGGUGGCAAUGAGCAUGUCAGAAAGAAAAAGGGAAAAUAAAGAACUAAAGUGGACAAUAUUUUACACUAAUACUCACUUCUCCCUCACACUGUGAACAUAAUUAGAACAGAGAAAGAUGUUAGUUAGCAGUAGCAGUUCACGCUGAACUGGAGGCUGGUUACAUGAUGCAGCUGAAGGGGCACAGGGAGAGGUGGAGGGCAGGGGGUAGAGGGGGGACUCACCGCGGCCUUGGACUCUGCUAGUUUGGCUUUCUUCAGCCGUGCUUUACAGGAGUCCAGGUCCAGUCUGCGGUUCUCCAGGAGACGCCUCUCUUUCUGAGACAGGGAGGAGAAGAUCAGCAACUCUCUGCACGGCAUAACCCCACACAUACAGGCUAUGUUUAACUUGGCUAGGCCCUUAAGUCCUGCUACAUCCAUACAGUAAUAAGUAGUAAAGUAAAUCCCAAGGUGUUGAUUAGCAUUGUAUUCAAUCCUGGUCUAUACACUGGUCUGCAUGCAAUCCCAAGAUGUCCCUCUGAGGCCAGAAAGCCAGACUCACUGAGAUGGUCCUCCAGUCUCCUUCCAGAAAGUUCCUGAGUGGGGCAAGGAAGCUGAUAGCGGAGGUCUGUAGGAACUCUCUCUGUGCACCGCCUAGUCUCCUCUCACAGUCGCCUACCUUGAUCAGGGUGUUACCUAUAGCACACACACACACACACACACACACACACACAAUGAGCAUAUGAUGAACCCACACACAAUAUGUGAAAUAUAGGUCUAAGUGUCUGACUUAUUACUUAGGAAUGACUUAAUACUUAUCAGAGAAAUGACUUAAUACUUAUCAGAGGAAUACAGAUAGACAAAGUCGAGACCAAUAGGACUUGGUAGUGCAACACAACCAGUUUAGGAUCUCAAACAUUAAAGCUGCAAUAUGCAACUUUUUGGGUCACCCAAAUUCACAUAGAAAUGUGUGUAAUAGAUCUGUCAUUCUCAUUGAAAACAAGUCUAAGAAGCGGUAGAUCUGUUCAAUGUGCGCUAUUUCUAUGCUUCCUGUUCUUAAGUUUCGUUUCUGUGUCUUUUACAUGCCCAACUACUUAAUACCUGUGAAAGUGGGAAGGAAACAGAGAGGGAACCUCCAGAGUAGCAACAUUCUUGACAUGACCUAUCAAAAAAAGCAGAAACUCAAAUUCCCCCUUUGAACGUUGUGGUUUCCUCAGAUGUAAAACAGACUAAAGGAGUACAGGGAUACCUGCUGAAUACCACAUAGCAAGGAUAAUAGCAUCAAACAGGCCUACUACUUGUGUAAUUUGAAGUAUGAAUAUCUGUGUAGGUUAUUUGUUGGAAAACAUGGACAGACUGCAUUCUUAUACUGAGGAACUAUAAUUGUUUUUCUACACGUCAUUGCUUUGAGGAGCCACUACUACACCCACACACAGAAGGUUGCAUCACUAAAACCCACAACUGAGAAACAGGCCACUAACGACCUGAUUAGAGCAGCUCAGUGCCCAUCUAGUUACUAUUGCAGGAGAGGAGAGAAUGGGAUUGAUGAGUGAUGUAUUGAUCUGUAUGCCAAUAAGGGGUUUCCACAGGGGUUUCCACUGCUCCACACAGCUGUCUGCUUUGUGACAUGAUGUACAAAUUAAUUAAUUAGAAAACAAAUGAUUUAAAAUCAUUCUAAAAUAAUGGAAUUAAUUUAUAAAUCAAAUCCUUGCUAAGCAGCAGUACUGCAGAGCUCUAAAUGAAACUGUACAUGGCCCAGUACUCAGGUCUCUGUGACUGAGUUACAUUUCUUCAACUGAAGGAGAAAAGCACCACAGACAGGCAGCCUAUGUGGUGAAUUAUUAGUAAUGAACUGUAGAGUUUAAUGGACUAUGAGGUAGAACUGGGUUAAUCAAGAGCAUAAAGUUAGAAUUCUUUGUUACUGGGCCAGGAAUUGUAUUGGGUCAUAAUUUCACUGUGUGGGUGAGUAGAGAGGGAAUCUGCCCUAGGGUCAAAUUGCUUGCUCUUACUUAAAUCCAUGGCUGUCUUAUCUGAUGAGAGACUGAAACUUGUCUCUCUCGUCAAACACAGUGAAGGGAGUGGCACCAGGGUUGAAUGGAGUUUGGGCUAGACCUUGGUCUCCUUGGUAUCUUCUUGAUUGAUUACAGCAUGAUGGGGUGAGGUUUGUGUAUGUUAGGUUUAGCCCCCCUCAGAGACAAAGGAAGUGGGCGUGGAGUGAUAAAGAGCGGGAAACUGAAGAGGGAGGGAUUUAGAGCUAGAAGAGUUGGGGAUGAUGGUAUAUAAUGUGAUGUAAGGGAGAGAGAACGGGGUGCCACUCUGCAGACUGGUAUCGGCUUUGUUGAAACUUUAAUAAAGUCAUUUCUUGAUGCAACAAAAACUAUGUAAGACCUUAUUUGUAAUACAGUAUAGUGGUUAUUUUCCACAACACCUAAUAAACUAAUUUCUGCAUAAACAUUCUGCGCAUCAGAGCCAAGCCUGCAGCUCUCAACAACAUCCACAUAGAAGAGAGAGAGAGUGAGAGAGAGAGAACUAUUGAUCCUCAGGACAGUGAAGGAGAGAGGCCGAUUUAUUGGCCUGACAGACAUGAGACAGCCUGGAGGGCAGGGAAGUGAAGGGGUGGGAGGAGACCAAUUCACUAACGCUCACAACAGCUAUCAUCACCAAUCUCACUGCUCACUCACCUUACGGUGAAAUCAUCAGUAUAAACAAAGGCUUUCGAAAGAGUUAUACACUACAAACUAUUGGAAAAAUACCAUAUGUUGGAGCUCAGAGCUUAAGAUUUUCACUGUACCCUGUAAUUACACCUGCAACCUGUGACUGACUUCUAAUGUAAUCUAAAAUCAAUAUCCUGUAUCAACUAUGGAGAUCUUUUCUCACAGGGAUAUACCACAAAUGGUUUGAGCUUUUCUUAUAGCAUGCAUAAGGGUGAGGUCACAGAGUGAAGAUGUAUUGGGUAAGUGUGUAAACGCACUUUCCAGAAAAUUGUAUUAAUGGAUUUGAAUGGGGCCCAAGGCACGGUGUCGGCUUCCUCUCUCAAAAAUGAAAUGAUCACUGGCCAAUCCGCUCAAACAAACCAGAUUUAGACCACCUGGGAAGAAUAAGUGUACACAAAGCCUGAGUCACACACCAUAUGGAGUUCCAGGUCCAAAAUCUUUUGCCGCAUCCUGCAUGUAAUGACCCAGUAGUUCUCCAUUAUUUGGUCUGGAGGGAACCGUUCUGUCAAGCUUCUCAUACAGGAACUCCUCAAUCCUGGCACCUGCAGAUAGAAAGAGGGGGCAUGCUUCAAGAGAGGCCUGGCAAAAAACAGUUGUCACUGAUGGACACUAUGAAACCUAGUCUGAGAAUGGAAAUUGGUGGGAGAGAAGAAUGCCAAAGCAAAGUAAGAAAAUGGCCAAAAUGAGAAUGUACAGUAUUGUAAUUCAACAUGGUGGGAACGAGGUGUAGAAUGAAGUCGUUGUGGAGAUAAAUGUUAUUUCACUCAGAUAAUGCCUUUGUAGAGAGACUAACAUAUUUAUCCCAAACAUGGUAAAUGCAUGUUUCUGAGGAAUGAAUUGCUGCAUGUUACAGCUGACACAGCUGUUGAGCUGCUCACUAAUAAGUAGGCUACCGCUUGCCAUAGAGGAUAAUCAACAGGUUUUCAUACCCACAGACCAAGUGUUAGAACAGACUGGUGCUUGAAAAUGCCCAAUACUGCAUAGAGCUGCACUACAGACCAUACGGAUGAAAAGAUUCCACAACAGGGCACUAUGGGAGGGAGGGAUACUCACCAGUGUGGUCAACUGUAGCAUGGAAAAUCAGAAAGUCACAGGUUAGAGCUCCCUGCUCUCUAUCACCAUGUAACCACCAUGUUUCACAUAAAACGUUUUUUUUUUUACAGUUUUAAUCUAAUGUGUUUUUGGUCCUUCUAUCCUGUGUAUAUGUGUGUGUGUUUGCAUUAAGUAGGGGUGGGAGUUCAGUGUGUAUGCCGGGCCUUACUUGGGUUGGGCUGCAGCAGACACUCUGUCUGCCUGAAGAUUUUCUCUGUCCAGUUUUUAGUGGAAUCAGCACGGCUGAGCAGACUCUCAAAAUGGGCAUCCAGCUCAGUCUUCUCUACCUGUCCAAACUUUUCCCCUGUGAACUUUGGCAAAAUACACAAUGA